Molecule: messenger RNA, 1536 nt
Organism: Fusarium poae
Lineage: Eukaryota; Fungi; Ascomycota; Sordariomycetes; Hypocreales; Nectriaceae
Exons: 5
Coding region: 1-1536 (511 amino acids)
Molecular function (GO): iron ion binding; oxidoreductase activity, acting on paired donors, with incorporation or reduction of molecular oxygen; heme binding
Source: RefSeq, a predicted model, not a curated record
AUGAUGGACGUCUCUUACAAAACAAUUACUUGGUGUGCAGCGUUGGCUGUCUUGGUUUUCUACAUCCCCCGCGUCAUUUCAGUUGCCCUUGGCUGGAAUUCUCCGAAUUUUCGUGGUAUCCCACGACCAAAGGGUCACCAAGCUUUCGUCGGCCAUGCUUUACGCCUUCUUCGUUGCACAGGUCCCAAUGAUCUGUAUCUGCAAUGGAUGCGACAGUGGCCUGACGCACCCUUUAUCAGGUCUCUCUCGUGGCUGAAUGAGGAAGUCCUGCUGGUGAAUAGUUUGGAAGCUUGCCGCGAUGUACUGCAGACCAAUAUAGAUUCUUUCGGCAAACCAGCCUUUUUCCACACGCUGGCAGGGGAGUUUCUAGGUGUUGGGCUGCUGUUUAGUGUCGGAGAUCAGCACAAGAGGCUGAGGAGGAUUAUCACAGGACCCUUGACAAGGCCAAAUAUAAAAAAACUGUUUCCAACAUUUGUGACCUACUCUCAUAAGCUAAAUCGAGAGUUGGGAAUGAAUUUGGAAGAAAUUAAUGGCGGAAUGUUCAACAUCGAAGACCUCAUAACUCGCGUCACACUCGAUAUCGCUGGCGUCUCGCUACUCGGCAGAGAACUAGGUGACUUCCGCUCACAAUCAUCACCACUAUCCUUCGAACAAUGCUACAACGCCAUCUUCAUUCAGCCGCUUGCUGGGCAAAUGAUAAGCUUCAUCAACCCGUUUAUCCCUCUGAGAUGGCUUCCCGUGUCUGCCAACCGGGACUUUAUUCGCGCCAAAUCUGCUCUGAAAACCAUGAUGGAAGGUCUAAUCGAGCAGCGCAGGGCUGAAGUCACGGCUGCGAAGCGACAAGAGGGUGGUGGUAGUCUUUCGGAUGACCUGUUGACCAGGAUGAUUGAGGCGAGCGCUGGAGAAAGCCAGAGGCUUUCAAAACAGGAGUUGAUCGAUCUCACAUUGCAGGUCAUCGCUGCUGGGCAUGAGACGACCGCGAGUACUCUAGUAUGGACAACAUAUGCACUUGCCAAGGACAUUGCAUCGCAGAACCGCUUGCGGGCAGAGAUCCAUUCACUGGGCACAGAGUUCUCCGCCAAAGAAAUUGACGAACUACCCUUUCUUGACAACGUGAUCCGCGAAGCUCUGCGUGUCUACUCGCCCUCGCUAAUGAUACCCUGGGAAGCGCAGAAGGGGAUGUCCAUCGCUGGAGUGUACAUUCCCAAAGGAACAACAGUGCAAAUAGUACCAGCCAUGAUCCAUCUCAACCCUAAAAUCUGGGGCAGCGACGCAGAUGUAUUCAGACCAGAUCGGUGGGAGAAUAUGGAUAGCAUCGCAUCCAGUCCCUAUGCCAUAGAGGCGUUCUCGAAUGGCCCACGGAUAUGCCCUGGCAAGGCGCUGGCCAUGUUGAAUAUGAAAGUAUUGCUAUCGGGAGUAAUUAAGGACUUUGAGAUGGACUUGUAUGACGAUGAGAAGGAUGUCGAGUUCAGGAACCCGAGUUUGACUUUGAAGGCGAAGAAACCUAUCCGUUUCAAGAUUAGAAGGGUCAGUUAA